Molecule: messenger RNA, 3136 nt
Organism: Syngnathoides biaculeatus (alligator pipefish)
Lineage: Eukaryota; Metazoa; Chordata; Actinopteri; Syngnathiformes; Syngnathidae
Gene: rab31
Product: RAB31, member RAS oncogene family
Exons: 7
Coding region: 152-736 (194 amino acids)
Molecular function (GO): GTPase activity; GTP binding
Source: RefSeq, a predicted model, not a curated record
UUUUUCUCUCCUCCGCGGAGCCACAGCGAGAAAGAGGAGGGCUGAAAAAAAAAAAAAAAAAAGAAAAAGCGACGAGUUUCCAGCAUGACGAGACAAAGACAGUGACUGAACAUUUGUCAGAUAAUGAUUUAAGUCACUUUGGCGACCGACCAUGUCGAUAAGAGAGCUCAAAGUUUGUCUUUUAGGGGACACCGGCGUGGGCAAAUCCAGCAUCGUGUGUCGCUUUGUCCAGGAUCACUUCGAUCACAACAUCAGUCCCACGAUAGGAGCCUCAUUCCUGACCAAGACCGUGCCGUCCGGAGGCGAGCUGCACAAAUUCCUGAUCUGGGACACGGCGGGACAGGAGCGGUUCCACUCAUUAGCGCCGAUGUACUACAGAGGAUCAGCUGCAGCUGUCAUCGUCUAUGACAUCACAAAACUGGACUCUUUCCAGACACUAAAGAAGUGGGUCAAGGAGCUGAAGGAACACGGACCCGAGGACAUCGUUGUCGCCAUCGCAGGGAACAAGAAUGACUUAGGAGACAUCAGGGAAGUCCCCAUGAAGGAGGCCAAGGAGUUUGCCGAAUCCAUCGCCGCCAUCUUCAUCGAGACCAGCGCCAGGAACGCGGUGAACGUGGAGGAGCUUUUCCAGAAAAUCAGCAAACAGAUCCCACCGCUGGAAAAUCCGGACGUGGACAGCACCGAAUCGUUCAAACUGACCAGGCAGCCCGCUCCGUCCGCCAGGAGGUGCUGCUAAUACAGCCGCAAAACGACAAGGUCACAACCGCCAACGCAUGUGCGAAAAAGUGUGGAAAAAUAGAACAACAAAAUGUUGGAAUAUUAUGAGAAAAACUUGGGAGUGUUGUCAAAAAGAAAGUCAUGACAUUACUGCAAUGAAGGUGGAAGUGGUUAUAAUGUAAUAAUAACCUUUUAUUUUGGCGGCUCAGUGGAAAGCAUUGGCCUCACAGUUCUGAGGACCCGGGUUCAAUUCUAGCCCCGCCUGUGUGGAGUUUUCAUGUUCUCCCCAUGCCUGCGUGAGUUUCCUCCGGGCACUCCGGUUUCCUACAACAUCCCAAACACUCUAAAUUGCCCCUAGGUGCGAAUAUUAUGCGGCUGUUUGUCUUUAUGUGCCCUGCGAUUGGCUGGCGACCAGUUCAGGGUGUGCCCCGCCUCCUGCCUGUUGACAGCCGGGAUAGGCUCCAGCGCUCCCGCGACCCUUGCGGGGAUAAGCGGCGAAGAAAAUGGAUGGACAGACUAUCUUUUAUUUUACAUGAAUAAAGAUGUCCUAUAAGAGAUUUUAGUUGUGACUCCAGAUGUACAAAAAAGAUGUAAUUCCAUUUCCUAUUGGAAAUGACAACAUUUUGAAAGAAAACUUGUAUUGUAACGGGGGAAAAAAUAUUAAAAUAAAAACAGGCGGUGCAAAAAAAUAUGUAAAGACAUUAGAAUUGUACUUUUAGGAGAAAAUGUAAUAUUUUAAAGAAUUGCACUCCUGUGGAGCUGAUUUCAACUUCUCUGGCGACCUUCAAAGCUCUUCCAUGGCACAUUAAUUUCCAAUUCCAAUGUGCGCGUGUAGCACGCGUGUGCAUUUGUGUAAGAUGUAACUGUAAUGCUGCACAAUCAUGGUUACAGUAUGGCGCCUCUUGCUGGAACACUGUGACCCCCCCCCAGCACCCCCCUCGCCACCCCCUUUACUACAAUUGUUUACAUGCUGAAUGAACUACACAGGAACCUCCACUGUGGAACUGUCAUGUCAAGUGUAAAAAGAAGUCAACCAAUGUCGAGUGACAAAGUAAAAGCGUUCCGUUGCUGUUUUAUUUUUUUGCUCUCUCUAUAUCAAAGAUUGCGGUGCUAAGGUUGGAUUGUCCGACAAAAGUGGGAGAAAAUUGCAAUUUUAUUAAUACAAAGAUGUAAUUUUAUGAAACAAACAAGUUGUCAUUUAAAAAAAACAUUUUUUUAAGUCUUGAUUUUUACGAGAAUAAAAUGUGAAUUUUAUAAAAACAGUCUGAUUUAGUGAGGAAACAUUUGUAAUAAUCAGUAAAAUGUUGCAAUUGUGAGAGUUAAUUUGAAAUUCAUCCGGAAUAAAAUUGAUCAGUUAUAUUUAUAUAAGUAUAAAAUUGUAUUUUCAGGUAAAAAUUGUUCCAAUUUUAGAAGUAUAAAAUCAGUCUUGUGGCUGUUCAGCAGAAAUAAAUUCAGAAUUUUAUUCAAAUCUUACAAGGAAAAGAAAUCUUAAUUUCACAACAAAAAAACAUGCCAUUUUGUGUAAAUAAUGUUGUAAAAUUUGCAAGAAUAAGGUCAUAAUUUUACAAGGUGAAAUUGUAACUUUAUGUAAAAGUAUUAUGACAAAAAACCUGACCAUUUUAAAGAAUUUUUCUUUACUUUUUUUCUUACAAAUAUGAAGUCAGACUUUUCCAAGAAUAGUCAUAAUUUUAUGAAGGAAAAAAAAAAUCACAAUUUUCUAGUUGCUCUUUGCUGUCGGAUAUAUUUCGUAUGACACAAAAAGUUCAAUUUCCUCUCAAAUGGCUGUUCAUGACAUUUUUCGAUGUCAUAAUGAUCAUAAAACAAAAAAUUGACCUUUUUUCCUUGUCAUUGCUCCUCAGUAUUAUUUGCCGUCCAACUGCUUGCGUGAAGAAACUCACCUUGCAAGCACAAUAUGUAAUCCAUUUUUAACAUUCUUACAAGACGUUAUUAAGCGUAUAAUAAAACUCCAAUAAAGUCAAACUGCUCACGAACUGAGUUCGUCCUUUAAAUGCUUUCCGAGCUGUAGUUUUGUUCCACUUUGGAGGUUCCGCCAUUGGUGGUUUCGUUACAGGGACUACAACAGGUGUUUUCCAUAUAUUUGUAUUUUGACCCCACAAGGGUCACAUUUACUUUGAUUUUUGUUUUGUAUUAUUAUUACUAAGCACGUGGCAAGUGUUACUAACAAACAAACACGACAUGUCUUUGUUUUGAAAGCAAGUUUUCUUCUGACUCAACACUUUAUUCUCAUACAUGCUGGACUCAUGCUAGUAACAUGUGACGCGUCUUGGAUGUCAACCAAGUUGACGUUCCCAAAAGUGCUCGCGUGCAUGAAUCAACUGCUUUGUAUCCUCUUGAACUUGUUUAUGUAUCUAAUUAGUGUACUGUAAUAAAAUUACAAUGAUUCUGUAAUAUUCUUUGA